UUCGCUGUGCGAGGAGGGAGAGGCGCCUGUGCGCGCCUUGGGCCUGAGAAGGACUUUGGCAUCGUGUAGGCCGGCUCUUUAGCCGGCCGCAAGAGCAGGUACCGGGGCUGGUGAAAUCAUGACGUCUUCAGGAAAAGAGAAUUUUCGACUGAAGAGUUAUAAAAACAAGUCUCUGAACCCUGAUGAAAUGCGUCGCCGUCGUGAAGAAGAGGGCCUUCAAUUGCGGAAGCAAAAACGAGAGGAGCAGUUGUUUAAACGGAGAAAUGUUGCCACAGCUGAUGAAGAGACAGAGGAGGAAGUUAUGUCAGAUGGUGGUUUCCAUGAAACUCAAAUGAAUAACAUGGAAAUGACAUCUAAUGCAGUGAUUACUUCUGACAUGACCGAGAUGAUCUUUUCCAAUAGUCCGGAACAGCAGCUCUCAGCUACCCAAAAGUUUCGAAAACUUCUCUCAAAAGAACCAAAUCCUCCUAUAGAUGAAGUUAUCAGCACACCAGGAGUUGUUGCCAGGUUUGUGGAGUUCCUCAAACGGAAAGAAAACUGCACAUUACAGUUUGAAGCCGCCUGGGUUCUGACUAACAUUGCCUCUGGAAAUUCCCUUCAAACUCGGAUUGUGAUCCAAGCAGGAGCUGUUCCUAUCUUCAUAGAACUACUCAGCUCAGAAUUUGAAGAUGUGCAGGAACAGGCUGUUUGGGCUCUUGGUAAUAUUGCAGGUGAUAGUACCAUGUGUAGAGACUAUGUACUUGACUGCAACAUCUUGCCCCCUCUAUUACAAUUGCUUUCCAAACAGAAUCGUCUUACCAUGACUCGGAAUGCUGUAUGGGCACUAUCUAAUCUUUGCAGAGGGAAGAAUCCUCCUCCAGAUUUUGUUAAGGUAUCGCCCUGUCUGAGUGUACUCUCAUGGCUGCUGUUUGUCAAUGAUACAGAUGUUCUAGCAGAUGCAUGUUGGGCACUCUCCUACUUGUCUGAUGGACCCAAUGAUAAAAUUCAGGCUGUGAUUGAUGCCGGAGUGUGUAGGAGACUUGUAGAGCUGUUGAUGCACAAUGACUACAAAGUGAUAUCUCCUGCCUUGCGAGCAGUUGGGAAUAUUGUGACGGGGGACGAUAUCCAGACCCAGGUAAUACUGAACUGUGCAGCCCUGCAAAGUUUAUUACACUUGCUAAGUAGUCCUAAAGAAUCAAUCAAAAAGGAAGCAUGUUGGACAAUAUCAAACAUUACCGCCGGAAACAGAGCCCAGAUUCAAACUGUCAUAGAUGCCAAUAUUUUCCCAGCUCUAAUAAAUAUUUUGCAAACUGCUGAGUUUCGGACAAGAAAAGAAGCAGCUUGGGCUAUCACUAAUGCAACGUCAGGUGGCUCUGCUGAACAAAUAAAAUAUCUAGUAGAACUUGGUUGCAUCAAACCACUCUGUGAUCUCCUUACUGUGAUGGAUUCAAAGAUUGUGCAGGUAGCACUUAAUGGACUUGAAAACAUCCUGAGGCUGGGUGAGCAAGAAGCAAGAAGAAGUGGCACUGGCAUUAAUCCAUACUGUGCACUCAUUGAGGAAGCCUACGGCCUGGAUAAGAUUGAAUUCCUGCAAAGUCACGAGAACCAAGAAAUAUAUCAAAAGGCCUUUGACCUGAUUGAGCAUUACUUUGGGACAGAAGAAGAAGACAGCAACAUUGCCCCACAAGUAGAUAUUGGCCAGCAACAGUACAUCUUCCAGCAGUGUGAGGCUCCCAUGGAAGGUUUCCAGCUCUGAAGUGCUCCUGUCUGCCAGUCUUCAUGUAGAGCUCUGAGUGGUCUCAUUUACCAUAAAUGUGUGAGCUAAUUUGCUUGCUUUGCACACACACUACCUUAAACACAACUGGAAAAAUAUUUGGCUCUUAGUUGUAGGAUGCCACUUUGGUAAGGGCUUAUCUUAAAUACUGGGCCCAUUGUUCAGAACUGGCGCACUUCUGUAAAGAUACCAUUUUUCCUGAUUUUUCCUAUUUUCCUGCAUAUGCACUGAAAUGGUGUAACCCUAGAUUUUCAAAACGAGGACAGCAUUUCCCUAUGGAGCCUUCUUUACUGUCUACAGAGACUUUUGAGAGACUCUUCCUUCCCACGCAUUCCUUUAGGUGCCUGCCUCAUUCAAUGAAUUUAAGAGAAAUAUUUAAUGCUCACUCAGAAUUCUUCUGUGCGGCAGCCUGGGUUCCUGUUAAUUUAUAUGCAUAUAUGGUUAGAAUUAUCCUGUUCCCUGCAACCUAUGAAUACCUUUCUCCAGGCUCUAGGAAUAUUGUUAAUUGUCAGCAAGCCGAUUUCAGCACUCCCAUUUUGACUGCAUAGGACUUGGAGUUGCUCACUUUCUUCCAUGCAGACAGGGAAUCAGCCCAUCCUUCUGUUAAAAAGAUAGCACUUUCUUUAAGAUGUCCUAUGUUGUGCCAUCAACAGAGAAAAUCUGUCUACCACAGCCUAAGUUAGCACUCUCGCCUAAAGCAUACUUUCACGUCCUCACUAGCAUGGUGAUGAAAAAUCCCAACUUGAUUCUUUGUACAGCUUCAUCAAAGCUGUAUUGUAUGUGCUUAAUAUUCUAAACUAUUGAUGCAAGGACCCUGGAUUCCUGAUUUGCAUCUGCUUUCACAAACUAGUUUCUAAAUCAAAUCAAAGACAGGUUGGUUAUUAGUAGCUUCAUUAAAAAUACCAGAAACCACCUCCCCUGUAUAAUAGACUCCAACACACCCAAGUAAUAAUCUGUUUCACAGUUAAACUAUAAGCACUUCAGCCGUUUAACACUCUUAACUUGCACAUUUCAUUUAGUUUUCAAUCCAGCUAUCUCCAAUGAAAAAGUAGUACUCCAGUGUCUGUAGCAGCUGAGAGGUUCUAUUUCCUUGAAGAAUACCCUUUGGAUAAGACAGAGGUUGGGGAUUUCCAGUAAGCUUGGGUUUAAGGCCUUGGAAAUGAAUGCCAGUUGCUUUGAUCUUCUCCUACCUUUUAUGUCCUCUGAUCUUGAUAGGAUAAUACAAUUAUUUCAGGGGUGUUGUCCUGUGAAUGAAUUAAGUGGCAUUUUCAUUCAAUUUAACUUUCUAAACACAUGUCCUUCGUUUACAAUUCACUAAAGAAAACUAACAUCACCCACAAUAUAUCUACUUUGUCAAGCUUUUACAAGGUCUGAUCUAAUCUAUGACCUGUAUCCCACCUAGCUCCCAUUGAUGUCUGUUCUUCAGCAGCCUACACAAUCCAAAUUACUAUAUUCAGUACAGCACUCUUAUGCUGAAGAUGCACCAUAGGUUACAAGUGUCAGUUGAAUUUCAAUAUUGUUUGAAUUUAGGAUUUUAAAAGUAGAGCUAAGGUAACUAGGAUGGUACAUUUUGCAAUAAACUAAUUGUCCAUUUUGUUGAUUGUCCAGAUUGUUGGGCCCCAGGUGAGAAGGAAUUUAUGGGCUCAUGCUAAUUGUUGUUAGUACAUAACAAGUUUGACUCCAUGAUGAUGUGACAAUCGUGCUUGCUGUCUACAUGAUUCCUGAUUGGCUAGGAUUGCUUUGGGAAGAGAUCCCCAUUUUUGACACCAGAAGUGCAGAUGGGGAAAAGAAUGUGUUACACAUAGGAAAGCAGACAAUAUGACGUUUGCAGUUUAAAGGUAAAUGAGCAAUCUAACAAUAUAUCACAUAAUCAUUUUUCUUUCUUAAAGGAUGGUAGGAACACUGAUGAAAGAAAAAAUUGUUUCAUUUCCACAGGGAUUUUUUUGUGGCUGGGUUUUUUAAAGGGUAAAUUACUGACUACAUGCCAUUUCUAUACAAUUUGCUUUAAAUCAUGUACUUUAUUGCAUAGUUGUUCUAGAGAGAGGAGCUACUUAUUUUGUAAACCAGCUUCAAUGAAGUGUGUAUGUGAUACUGAAAUGUAUCAUAUAUACCAAUACUAAGCGUGUGCAUACCUAGCUUGUACAUGCACAUACACACUCUUCUGGGACAAUUGCUAAUGUGUAUGUAUAUAUGUAUAUUUACACAAACUUCACACUGGAAGUUUUUCUCUGAAGCUCCUAGAACAAUAAUGGUGCAUUGGUGUUUCUUCUAGUAAAUAAUGACAGUUAUCUCUUUAAAAGGGUGAAUUAAAUCAUAUAUUCAAAUGAAUGAAAUGGAGUGUGUAUGUGUUUAUGGAAGAGCUAAUUAGAUCUUUUUGUUACUAUACCAUAUAGGUAAAAUGUAGAAAUAGAUUGUACAGUCCAGAGUUGUAUAAUUGAAAUAUUUUAGAUAGCCGAGGCUAUAAAAUGUGACUAGUUAUGUAGCCUGCUGAAGGUAGUUCUUUUGUUUGUUGUUUUUAUGUGGCAUAGAGAGAGGAGAUCAACUCCUGAAUAGGUGUCUAUACCUACCAGGUGUGCACUGAGUGGAUUGAAUGGAAUCUGAAUGAGGACUGUAAUUGUUAUGUUGUCUUAAAGUGAUUCCAAAAAACAAAAAAAAGGAAGCUUGGAAAGAUCUGCUGCUUUGAAGUGCUCAUAAAACUUUUGUGUAGGUAACAGGAACAGCCAACACUGGAUUUAGUAUCCUGUCUACAUAUCCAUACUUAUAGCCACAAAAUCUUUGGUAGUAUGCAAGGACUCCUGCUUCUUCAGAGGAGUGGCCUUCACAGCCAAAAGAAUGUUGAAAUAAAAAUAUGGCCUUACAAGCUGGACCUUUAAAAUUUGCAUAUUCACUUAAAUUACUGGAAAACUGUACCAGAUAUUUUUUUCCCUAAAAAUGGUUCCAAGCUAGGUCAGAAGAGAGAAGGAAAAUAAAUGUGGAAGGAGGGACUAUUCGUUUCCUCCUAUGAUAGCCUAUAGUUUGUCAUCACUUUGUGAAUUCAGGGCCAGUCUCAAAAAUUAAGUCUAUCACUCUUCUAUUACUCUACCUUGGACUAUUAUUUCUGACUAUUAUGGCCACUGACAGCUAGAGAGCAAGAUGGAACUAGGCCUGGUUCUGCUAGUAUGCUUGGCAAAAACUACAGAAUGUAAUCAGUAUUAUUCAAGUGAGGAAUUGUUUUUCAUAUAAAUGUUCCCUUUUUGUCUUAAGAAAAAUUUGUGAUUUUUUUAGGAAAACAUCACUGACAAAUCCCAAAAAAUGUAAGAGCAGGUUAGGACACUUCAGGGGAUUUUAAUUCAGCUUUUAAUGCAGAUGAGGUGAUCUCUGUCAGUCAUAAUUUCUGGGGAAAUAUCAAGUAGAAUAAAAAGAGUUUGAAUUUCAAGUUGCUGUCCAGUUGCUAGAAUGCCAUUGCUAGGCAUGCAUGGACUGACAGAGCUCUGGUUAGCAUCAUUGCUUUGUAGGGACAGCCCCCUAAGGAAAAUGGGCUCUUCUGCCAAGUUGUUGGCAAUUAGCAGAUAAAAUCUCUCUGCAAUCAGGAAGAGACAGAUCUUGUGUAUCCUAGUGAAAUGUCAUCUUGUCCUCCUGAACUAAAUCCUAAGUAAAAACAGUUACUGUCCUGCAGGUUAAGAACUUGGAUGUUGCCUUAUGAGAUGCAUUAUCUAUAUACCAUUAUUAAGCACAAUACAGGAAGCAGAGAAUUUAAGCAUAGGUUGCCAAGAGUAUCCAGCUGUGAUCUGGUUAUUGUAGAGAAUCAUUAAAUUCUUUGUGGCCUUUUUGUGCCCCAUAGAUAUGGAUUCUGUGCUGGACAAAGCACACUAGAAGAGAUUUUAGUAAAGCCUAUAUGUUUCCAUUAAUGGAACUCACAAAGGAAUUGCUCCACUCAGUUCUCCUUUGAUCACUUAUGAAAAGCUGAGAUGCAUCUUUUUUUUUUUUUCCAUUUUAUGGUUCCCUUCUUAGUCUUUCCUGCAUUUAAUUUUAUUUUAAUUUAAUGGUUUGAUUUUCAAACUUUUAAGCAUCUCUUCUAUGUAUUGUAUUUGGGAUCUCAUCAUUCUGAAUUGCAUCUUCACUGAAACAGCAAGGUAGGCAACCUGCUAUCCGCAGAUACUAAGGUACCAGUAGGUAGCCCCAUUGUCAGCCAUGUUCCCUGACCAUCUGACUUCAUUUUUAAAGAUUCCUUCAACAAAACUAGAAAUUGGUAUGCUCCAGCCCACAUAAGACCCGUAGGCUUUUUUGCAGUGGAAAAAAGCAAGUGGCUACAGCAGAGGGCUUUUUGGGAUGUACCCCCAAAUUGUCCAUUAAAAAAAGAUGAACUAACUACAGAUGUUAUCUUUGCCAUCCCAUUUUCUCCUCUGUGAUUGGUCAUACCCAUGAUGGAAGUCAUUUUGUGAGAAUGCUUUUAACAUAUCCCCUCCUCCCCCCCAUUUGUCUACUCACAGGAAAAUUUGUGAAGCAAUCUUACUGGAAUGAGCACUUCAUAGAUGUCCACCUAAAAAGUGACAAAUGUCACCUUCCUUCCACUAUAACACAAACUAUGUAUUGCUAAACAAUGCUGUAACAUGCAUGCUGAUCCCCAGUUUCCUUAGGAGCAAGGCUGCCCACUGUAAAAGUCAUAAAGCUUUGCCGUUCUUGAUUCAUGAGCAGUCACUUGUUGUAAAUCCUUGGAGUCCUGAAGGGUCUAUGUUCUGCUACUGUAUAACUCUGAAAUGUGUUUGUCUUGAAUCUCACAGAUAGGAAUUCACCUCCAUUGGUGUCCAUUCUCUGUCCCACGCGUAGGCACAUCUUGGCAUUUGGAUGUGAUUCCUCAUGCUAUUCCAUAAGACAUUCCAUGGAAUUAGAAACUGUAUUGGGUAUGGCCAACUUUCUUUUAACAUUAAGACAGUUGCUCAAAACACGACUAUUUUGAAUAUCCAGCUUCUCUCAUCUCCAUUCUUGCCAUAGUGCAUCUCCCCACCUACCCUUCAUUAUAAAAAACCCAAAAUGUGACCUUUCCAACUGAUGCUACCUGCUUUGUUUGCCUUUAUUGUCAGCUAUACUUUCAGAACUAUCAGACAGAGCUGGUUCGGCACCGACAUUGUACAUGGUAUAACUGCAAGGUUGAUUAAGAUUCAGUGCUGUUACCAGUUAAAAAAAAUAACAAUACCAUCUAAUUUAAUACUUAGAUGAAAUUGAUACUAAACUUUAGUAGCAGUUCAGAAUGGAUGUUUAUUUUUUUAAAAUGCAGCCUUUUUCAUCUUUUCAAAUGUCCAUUUGAUAACUAAAAUGAGUGCCCACUUGAAAUACAUAAUGUUGGACAUGAGCAGUAUCAGGAAGCAAGUAAAAGCAUGCUGUAUAAUUUCUUUAGGCUUUCAUAUUCUGGGUUUCUAGGAAGCUUCUGGAUAGCUGCUGUUAGAUUAUUUUGUUCAUUAAAUACCGUGUAUUUCUUCAAAUGUCAGGAAAUGAUUCUCCAUUUCUUAGGUUUAUGUCAUUUCAGUAUUCAGGUUUCUUCUUGAAACUAAAUCACAUAUGACGGUUAUUUCACGAAAUGGAAAAGAUGCCAGAGACUAGAAAGAACUUCUUAGGAUACAAUCCUUACACUAGGCAGUGACAAUUAUGAAGACUUGCAUAAAAAAAGAGAUACAACUUGGGGGUAUACUAACAAGGCAAGUGUCUGUUUACUGUUUCUUUAAGGUUUACGGGUAGGAUCAGAUAAGUGUGAAUAACUAUGAAUUGUUUUACCAUUCAUGCACAUGUUGUUACCCAGUCCAGAUGAAUUCAGUAUCUUGGAUAGAUCCAUUAAUUGUUAAAAGUAGGGUGUAUUUAACAGGUUACAUAGAUUUUUAAUAUAUAUCCAGCAUCCAGGAUUUAAAAGAACAUUCUGAGGUAUAGAUUUAGCCUUUCAAAACCAAAAGGUGCUUUUGUUUUAGUCAGAAAUGGAGUCUUCCAUCAGAAAGGAUGAGAGUUUUAGAAUUACCAUUAAAUUAUAUGUUCUUUUUUUG
Messenger RNA from Candoia aspera, 7761 nucleotides. RefSeq names its product karyopherin subunit alpha 1 (gene KPNA1). Gene Ontology annotation, biological process: postsynapse to nucleus signaling pathway; NLS-bearing protein import into nucleus. Gene Ontology annotation, molecular function: protein binding; nuclear import signal receptor activity. The transcript is spliced from 14 exons. Gene Ontology annotation, cellular component: nucleus; cytoplasm; nucleoplasm. Bases 119 to 1735 code for a protein of 538 amino acids. Lineage: Eukaryota; Metazoa; Chordata; Lepidosauria; Squamata; Candoiidae. The record is from RefSeq and is a predicted model, not a curated record.